Messenger RNA from Caenorhabditis elegans, 975 nucleotides. The record is from the annotation of a RefSeq genome assembly. NCBI's taxonomy places the organism in Eukaryota, Metazoa, Nematoda, Chromadorea, Rhabditida, Rhabditidae.
AUGAAUUCAACACUUGAUUUCACAUAUAUUCCUACUUUAAUGUUUUCUUCAUCCGGCGUAUCAUUGAUACUAUCUCUGGUUUUAUCCUAUCUAACUCUUCCGUUCUAUGUCUACGUCCAUAUUUUGAGAAGAGAAAGGGAAAAAAAUUUACCCGUUGUUCAACUAUUUUACAAAAUCGUCAAACUAUCAUAUUUCGUGUUGAUCAUUGUCAUAUCGAUGAUGGCUUCCAUUGCGUGGAUCCGAGAAAUUUUGGAACCUGAAUUAAGUUUAACAGAAAUAUUAAUGGAUAUUUUAAUGAUUAGUUUAUUUAUUAUUAUUUACCCGCUUCACAUUUUACAACAAACAUUCCACCUGUUACUGUUUUUAUUGGCAACUUUUAAUUAUCUGAAAUAUUUCUUCCCAUACGAUUUCUGAUACUCACACAAUUAUAUACAAAUAUAUGUCAAAGUUUUAAAUGUGUUAUUCAUUUGCAAAGACUUCCUAACGAUUACAAUAAACUUUCGUCAUGGCACAAAAUUUUUUAACGAUAAGAUUUGGCGAAUUACUUCAAGUUGCUAUAUGAGUUUAUUUAUUUUUGUGAACAUUGCAGUUUGUUUGAUAAUUCCAUUGAUUUACAUUCCAAUCAUGAUCGAUAUGAGAAAAAAUAGUCAUCUAUAUUCUCAGCAACACAUGUAUCUACUCAAGUACUUGUUCAAUCAGAGCUUUCUUGUGGCACUAAUAAAAUUGAUCACAUUACCAUUUUGCUUAUCACUCUUCCAUUUAAAUAGCCCAUUGUCGUUUGUGUUUUCAAUGACCAUAGGAGAUGCUGUCACAACGCCUCUGAUUAUCCAACUUUCAUACUUAAAAUGCAAUUCGAACGAAUUGUUCUCCCUGUAUUCUACAUUCAAUUUUUGGAAGUUUUUGAAAGUUUUAUCCGGUAAAGUGGACAAUUCUGUGAAUCCGAACUUGCCACCAAAUGUAUUUUCAGUAACUUAA